AUGAGUGUUCAGCGCAAUACCAAGGACUCGAUGAAGUCCACCUGGCGGCAUCAGGCCCGCUCGGAGUGGACUCUCUUCCACUGGUUCUACGAAUUGCUCGGCAUUCACCCAGAGCACCUCGAUUCAGACGUCCCUGUCCAUCUGAAAGAGGAUGCCGUCCCGUACGUCCCAGAUUGGUCUAUGCACCGCUGGGUUCUCACGCACGCUGCUAUUCCGCUCCUCAUUCACCACGCCUACGUCCAGUGCACCGGUCAAAAUCUCGGCAUGCUAGGCGCUUUCAUUCUUUAUAGUUUCGCGUUCAAGGGUAUCGCCAUCCACGAACUCCACGUCCUCCGACGACUGGGCCAUAUUCACGGUUUCCUCGAUGGCGACAAGCACGCCCGUGACGGCGUCCCCGAUAUUGGCGUUGCCAAGGUCGUCCGCUCAUUGAUAUCCACCUCGACUUUCCGGCCUAUGUUCACCGUCAUGCUUGCCUACAGCAUCGCUCUGCCCCCAUCAACGAUGAAUUUCUUCUGGUUGCCCAUUGAGGCCGGUCUCUACGGCAUCAUCCUCGAUUUCUGGUUCUAUUGGUACCACCGCCUGAUGCACGACGUCGGCAGCCUCUGGCAGUACCACCGCACCCACCACCUGACCAAACACCCGAACCCACUUCUGACCCUGUAUGCCGAUCUGGAGCAGGAGUUCUUUGAUAUCGCCGGUAUCCCGCUGAUGACCUUCUUCACUAUGCGAUUCAUGGGGAUGCCGAUGGGUUUCUACGAGUGGUGGAUCUGCCACCAGUACGUCGUAUUCGCCGAACUCGCUGGCCACAGUGGUCUACGUGUCCACGCUACUCCCCCUUCGACCUUCAGUUUCGUACUUCGGUGGUUUGAUGCUGAGCUCGUUAUCGAGGACCACGAUUUGCACCACCGCAAGGGCUGGAAGCAGAGCUACAACUACGGCAAGCAAACUCGUCUCUGGGACCGUAUUUUUGGUACCUGCUGUGAUCGGAUUGAGUCCGUGCCGAAUAAUGUUGACUACGUCAACCAAUCACCGAUGCCGCUAUAUUAG
Molecule: messenger RNA, 1047 nt
Organism: Penicillium waksmanii
Lineage: Eukaryota; Fungi; Ascomycota; Eurotiomycetes; Eurotiales; Aspergillaceae
Product: sterol desaturase family protein
Exons: 1
Coding region: 1-1047 (348 amino acids)
Biological process (GO): ergosterol biosynthetic process
Molecular function (GO): C-4 methylsterol oxidase activity; iron ion binding
Source: RefSeq, a predicted model, not a curated record